AUGACCACCGCCGCUGUCCCACCUAAUCUUAGCAGUGGCCACUUCUGGCUCGGUGCCGGCAACGGAGCCAAGAACGGAGCGCCGACGCAACAACAACAGCAACAAGACGUGGAGGUCCCCAAGAUUCUCCCUCCCGGAGUCACGCAGGCUGGAUUCAUCAAAUUCGCCCGCCGAGUGAUCCACGCGGUUGGAGGCGAUAACUUCACUGUCAUCACGGCUGGCUGUGACUUUGAGGGCUACGAAGAUGAUGAUUUUGGACGCAACUGCCGCACCCACGACUACUACCGUUCCUUUGACGAUGAGUGCGAGCUGGUGGGCUCAGCUCUGUGUCACCCGCGCAGCGUGCAGGAUAUUCAGGCUGUUCUUGCUGCGUGCAACGAGUCAAAGGUUCCCGUAUGGCCCAUCAGCACCGGACGAAACCUCGCGUACGGUGGCUCGGCACCAAGGGUUCCUGGAUCGCUGGUGAUGAUUCUCAGCACGCAUAUGAACCGCAUCUUGCACUUAGAUGAGACAGCGUGCGUCUGCAUCGUUGAGCCGGGUGUCACUUUCAUGCAAAUGAGCGAAGUAGACUCGUCAGGCCUCGGCUGGGGAUCCAUGAUUGGAAAUGCCCUGGACCGCGGAGGUGGUGCUUCCUUGUACGGUGAUAGAUGGGGAAAACACAGCGGAAUGGAGGUGGUCCUGCCCAACGGCGAGGUCGCCAGGAUGGGAAUGGGAGCGAUCCAGGACCCGGAGGGCCGCAAACAGGCGGAGCAGGGCGUUCACCCGGCCGAUCAGAAGCUCAAUGAGUGUUUCGCUCUGUUCCCGUACGGCUGGGGCCCAAUGAACGACGGUCUAUUCUCGCAGGGCAAUGCUGGCAUUGUCACCAAGAUGGGAUUCUGGCUGAUGCCCGCUCCGCAGGGCAUGACGCCGUUCUCUGUCACUUUUGAGAAGGAAGCCGAUCUGGCCGCCCUAGUCGACUGCAUUCAGCCCCUUGAUCUGAACGGCACGCUUCAGAGUUCAGUCAGUUUGCGCAACCUCACAUUGGAGGCUGCUCAUUAUGGCCCGAGGUCCAGCUAUACCAAUGCCUCUCACAAGGAAGUCAUCCCCGAAGAGGACUUUGAGAAGAUGGCCAAAAAGCUCAACACGGGCCGGUGGCGCUACAUUGGCGCCGUAUUCGGCUCCGACAAAGUCCGCGCGGCUCUCAUCGAGGAUAUCAAAAAGGAGCUGACCAAGGUCCCCGGUAGCAAGUGGGCCACGCUCGACGAGUGUCCCGGUGAGCAGAACCUGGUUCGUGUCAGAGCCACGUACCUUCAAGGUAUCUCGUCCAUGGGAGAGUUUGCCUGGAUGAAGCAGUGGCUGCCCAACUGCUCCGUCAUCAUGGUCGCGGCUAUUUCCAGACUUGAGGGCAAGGCUGUUUGGGAGCAAUAUUCAUUGGCAAAGGAGCUGUUUGCCAAGGCGGGCAUCGACUACAUCAGCCACUACGUCGCAUACUUCCGGACUAUGCACAAUGUAUGCAUCAUUCCGUAUGACAGAAAAGACAAGGACAUGCGUGGCCGCGCGCAGUGGUUGGGCCGGACCCUGGUCAAGGAGUGGAAGGCUCGCGGCUGGAGCGUCUUCAGGACUCACGUGGGUCUCAUGGACCAAGUUGCGGAUGCUUAUGACUUCAACAAUGGUGCCCUGUGGAAGAUGCAUGAGGAGAUUCACGACACCCUGGAUCCCAAUGGCGUUCUAGCUCCCGGAAGAGGCGGUGUCUGGCCAAAGUGCUACGAUAAGGAUGCUUGGAUGAUGGGAAAGAAGUACAUUGGGUGA
Molecule: messenger RNA, 1788 nt
Organism: Colletotrichum paranaense
Lineage: Eukaryota; Fungi; Ascomycota; Sordariomycetes; Glomerellales; Glomerellaceae
Product: FAD binding domain-containing protein
Exons: 6
Coding region: 1-1788 (595 amino acids)
Biological process (GO): lactate catabolic process
Cellular component (GO): mitochondrion
Molecular function (GO): D-lactate dehydrogenase (NAD+) activity; FAD binding; D-lactate dehydrogenase (cytochrome) activity
Source: RefSeq, a predicted model, not a curated record